Lactuca virosa is the source of this 270-nucleotide messenger RNA. Lineage: Eukaryota; Viridiplantae; Streptophyta; Magnoliopsida; Asterales; Asteraceae. The record is from the annotation of a GenBank genome assembly.
AUGUCCGAUGAACAACGAAUAACACCACGAAUCAGUAAUCAGCGAAUCGCAAAAAUCAAUUCCGGUGAAGGAGAGAUGGCACAAGUUAACAUCGUGAAGAAGCUUUCCAUGCUCGCAGUCGUCGUCGUCGUACUCUCGGCCGCAUCAUCCGUGUCGGCUCAGGCUCCUGCACCUUCUCCCGAUGCCGGAGCGGCCUUCUCUCUCCAUGCUUCCGGCGUAAUGAUUGGAACUUCUCUGCUUCUCUCCUUCGCCGCUAUCUUUAGAAAUUGA